Molecule: messenger RNA, 1319 nt
Organism: Megalops cyprinoides (Indo-Pacific tarpon)
Lineage: Eukaryota; Metazoa; Chordata; Actinopteri; Elopiformes; Megalopidae
Gene: gadd45aa
Product: growth arrest and DNA-damage-inducible, alpha, a
Exons: 4
Coding region: 145-624 (159 amino acids)
Biological process (GO): regulation of cell cycle
Cellular component (GO): cytoplasm; nucleus
Source: RefSeq, a predicted model, not a curated record
UCCACAGUCAAAUUUAUCUGCCCGGCGAGUAGAGAGCAUACGGAACAUCGUGAGAGAAGUGAGAAAGAGUGUGGAGAGGAACAGACUGCUACUAAACUGCGUUUGUCAGGCACGACGUAUAGUCAGAUACACAAUUUGGAUUUUAUGUGCAAUAUGACUUUUGAGGAGCUAAGUGGAGAUCACUCUGCAGAAAGGAUGGAUUCCGUUGCAAAAGCGUUGGAGGAGGUUCUCAGUUCUGCAUUACCACAGGGAUGCAUUACAGUUGGAGUUUACGAAGCGGCGAAAUCACUAAAUGUGGAUCCGGACAACGUGGUGUUGUGCCUGCUGGCUACCGACGAGGAGGAUGUCAAAGACGUCGCCCUCCAGAUCCAUUUCACCCUGAUCCAAGCCUUUUGUUGCGAAAACGACAUCAACAUACUCAGGGUGAACAACAUGAGGCGGCUGGCGGAGAUCCUCGGUGGCGUGAAGCCAGGAGGAGAGCCGAUGGAUCUUCAUUGCGUCUUGGUCACGAACCCACAUGCGUCCACGUGGAAAGACCCGGCCUUGAGCAAGGUGAACGGGUUCUGCAGAGAGAGCCGCUGCCUGGAUCAGUGGGUGCCAGUCAUCAACCUUCCCGAGCGGUGAAGCAUGGGACAUUAUGGACUUUGCCUUUCAAGGAAGCGCACUGGAUUUGUGUAACGCUCCGGAGGAUCCCUCAGGAAACAAAAAUCCCUCAUGCUGAUGAAAUACAAGAGCAAAAAUUAAGAGCAAAAGAACUGAAAACAAGUCCAGCAAUCUCGAUGGGAAAAAAAAGGGGGUGGAUUUCGGCCCAAGCGAGAGGAGUUACAUUCUUGGCCUGGCAAAGGGAGAGGUGACUCAGCAGUUUUGGGUAACGGAACAGCCAGGGGGUGGGAAUGUGUUCAAGAUGUUUCAGGAAGAGGGACACAGGAAAUGGAUCAUGUGUGGGCGCUCCAGUGCGGGGAAGCAUGAGUAGGGGUUUGAAAUGAGCACCGUCUGGCUAAGGAGUGGCCAGGGAACAAAGGCUCAGCCUCACGGCUAGUUUAUGAUUUCAGGAGAACCAGCAGAAACGCUGCACAUGUGGGAAUUCUGGAAUUCAACCUCACCAUUAUCUAUUUUUUAAUAAUGCAGUUGCCGUUGUUGUUAUUGUUAUUGUAAUUAUUUAAAAGGGAAGGCCUAGAAAGCCAAUGUGCAGAAAAACAAUGCGUAUGUCUGUUAACAACUGUUGAAAUGAACUGUUCUUUUUACUGUCAUUAAGAUAUUUUUAUUAUAUUAACUUAAAUGUAUUUAUGUUUCAGUUUUAUCAUCCACAGAAUUGUAAA